Messenger RNA from Symbiodinium sp. CCMP2592, 1206 nucleotides. The record is from the annotation of a GenBank genome assembly. NCBI's taxonomy places the organism in Eukaryota, Dinophyceae, Suessiales, Symbiodiniaceae.
AUGCUGGCAGCCGUAAAGGUUGCCUUGCGGAAUCGUGGAGAACGCAGGAUCUGUGCUCGACCGAGCCUGCUCCCACGCAGUGUCGAGGGCCGAGAAGCCAAGCCACGAGGCGCGAUGGCGAAGAAGCCCUCGGAAUUGGACGUUAUGAAAGAAGUUGACGUGGUCACCAUCUCCCAAAGACUUUCGAAGCCAAGUCUAGCAAACGGCUGGACUCUGGUUGGAGAUUUAGGGAUCACCACUGCCGUCGCUCCCUUGCUCAGUAUCGUCUUCCUUCGUGCCCUCGAGCCAGACUGGUAUCGGCAACUUCCAGACAGUGAUGUUGGCUUCAUUUUCCCCGAGUACUUCCACGGCGUGUUGUAUGGUCUUUGCUGGCUUCUGGGAGGUCUCGCGCUUGGUGCUUUCGAGACCAAGGCUGUAAACCCUAAGAACCUCCUGGAGACGAUUCAGCGGACAGCAUGGGCCGCUGUGGCGACAGUUUGGCUGGCAUGCUCAGCCUGGCUCCUUUUAAGGACAAACGGCUGGCUCCCAGACAGCUAUGCGGCGCUGGGUUAUGUGACCAGCGCAGGCAUCUUGCCGACUUUCCGAGACUUCUUCAUCGACCUCCAGUUUGAGGUGUGGUGUCUUAUUGCGUGGCGGCUGACACGAGCCGUCUCGGUUGAAGGAUCAGGCCUGGAUGCAGCAGGGGAAGAGGACGAAGCAGACAUGGAAGAGUUGGAGGAGCUGGAGGAGUCCACCCCCGUAUCUCGAAGGCUGCUGUUGGGCGACAUGGUUGUCUCUGGCAUCAUCGUGCCUGCUUUGAUCAUCGUCGCCUUGGCACAGACAGGCGUCUAUACACCCCAGUGGACGCUGCUCUGGGACACGACGGAUACCGGUUCAAGCAAAGCUAUACUGGCCCACGGGGCUGUGUUGACAACUUGUUGGCUGAUUGCAGCACUCGCCACCGGUGCCUAUGGCAUUGACUCUGUGAGAAGGACCGAUCUGGCCAAAUUCUUGAAGAGUAUCUGGAAAACCACGGCCGCGACCGCCUUCCUCCUAGCUCUGUGUGCAGUCUUGCCACUGCUCCUUUCCGGUUCCAGCGGCAGCAACAUGACGGACUUCGAUGCUGCUAGAAGGUUUCAAAAGACGUUUUUCGACCUCUUGUGUGACGUGGAGCUCUCGGCAGUAUGUCUCACAACCUGGCGUCUGUACUAUGCUGGGUACAUCUGA